Molecule: messenger RNA, 2111 nt
Organism: Adelges cooleyi (spruce gall adelgid)
Lineage: Eukaryota; Metazoa; Arthropoda; Insecta; Hemiptera; Adelgidae
Gene: GlcAT-I
Product: galactosylgalactosylxylosylprotein 3-beta-glucuronosyltransferase I
Exons: 7
Coding region: 61-1071 (336 amino acids)
Biological process (GO): carbohydrate metabolic process; chondroitin sulfate proteoglycan biosynthetic process
Cellular component (GO): Golgi membrane
Molecular function (GO): galactosylgalactosylxylosylprotein 3-beta-glucuronosyltransferase activity
Source: RefSeq, a predicted model, not a curated record
AUUAUUUAAAGAAAAUAAAAAUAUUUUAAAUUUAAAAUUACUAUACUCCCAUUGGUUAUUAUGACUAAUACGUUUUCAAAUUAUAAAUUAUUAGAAAUGCUUAACAAGAAAAGAACAAUUCUAUACCUUGGAAUUAUUUUCAUUAUUAUUAUUUGGUUGGUAAAUAUUAAAAAAAGAGAUGCAGCACAAUAUCAAGCUUUAAAUGAAGCUUUAAAACAAACAAGGCAUCAGUUAAAAAUUCAAACUGAUAGUUAUAAUGUUUUAAAAGAAAGAUUUGAAAGUAUUUGUGAUAAAUGGAAACCAAAUGAACCUAUAGUUUAUGCUAUUACACCCACUUAUAAAAGACCUGUUCAAAGAGCCGAAUUAACUAGGCUAUCCAAUACAUUUCGUCUUGUGAACAAUUUUCAUUGGAUUGUUGUUGAAGAUGCUGAAUCAAAGUCGACACUUGUAGCUAAUUUGCUUUUAAAAAGUCACUUAAAUUAUACACACUUAUCUAUAGCAACACCAGCUGAAUGGAAGAGACAGCUUAAGGAACCAAAAUGGAAAAAACCUAGAGGUGUUAAACAAAGAAAUAUUGCCUUAGAAUGGUUAAGAACAGAGAGAGCUAGAAAAGAACAUGAUGGAAUUGUUUACUUUGCCGAUGACGACAAUACAUAUAGUGUUGAUUUGUUUGAUGAAAUACGUGUUGUCAAAGGUGUUGGGGUUUGGCCCGUUGGUUUAGUUGGAGGCCUUUUAGUCGAAAAGCCAUUAACAGAUAUAAACGGUAAAGUGAUAGGAUGGAAUAGUGCGUGGAGACCAGAACGACCGUUUCCAGUUGACAUGGCAGGCUUUGCCAUUAAUUUGAAUGUUUUGCGUAAGCAUCCAAAUGCGGCAUUUUCAUGGACAGUAAGUCGUGGCUUUCAGGAAAGUGCUAUAUUAUCACAAGUGGUCACUUUAGAACAAUUAGAACCUCUUGCAGACAAUUGUACAAAGGUGUAUGUUUGGCAUACAAGAACUGAAGAACCUGUAUUAAAAGCUGAAGAGAAAUUAAAAAAUCGUGGAUUACGUUCUGAUAUGAAUAUUGAAGUCUAACUGAAGUUUUUGUGUUACAAAUGGUGACUAAUUAGGUUGUUAAUUAAGCAAUCGGUGAAGGGUAAUAUUCACAAUUUAAAUUAAAGGAAAGAUAGACCAUUUUAAAAUGGAUGAUGAGUCUUUAAUAUUUUUACAAGUGCUCUAUCAUAGGGAUGAUUUAAUUAUCUAGUAAAUGAUAAUCAUCAACUGACAGUGCCAUGUUUUGGAUUUGUUUGCCUAAAACUCUAUUUAUUGACGUAAAUUAAAUUUUUAGUUAGUCUUUUUUUUUUAUUUAUCACAUAUGAUUUGAUUAUGACUGUUAACGCAACCGAUUAUUUGUAUUAUAUUUAUUUGAAUGAAUGUUUUGGUUUUCCUAAUUACUUAUUAUUACUUAUAUAUAUGAUGAUAAUAAUAUGACAUUAAAAUUAAGUUAAAAUCAAAUUAUUAUAACUAAGUAAGAUAACUAUAUGAACUAUGUUAAGUAAUAUAUCAUUAUUCAAUCUUAAUAUUAUAUCGUUCUAAGGUUUAGUGCAAUAAGACAGUCUUAUUUUAAGAUUUACAAUAUUUAUUUUUAUAAGAAUAUAUGUUGAUCUAAAGGAAAAAGUGAUCUUUUAUCUCAUGAAACUCCUAACGUUUUUGUUUUGUAUAAAUAUAAUUUACAAUUUAUUCAUUCCAAUUUAGAUAAUGUAUAAUAAUUCAAAUAGGUAGGUAGGUAAUGCUCAAAAGUAUUUUAAGUCUGAUAAUGGGCUAAAUUACAUAUAAACCUAAUUAUGUGAAGUGAGAGUAAUUUAAUAGAUAAUACAUAAAAAAAAUGACAGUAUAAUAAAUAUAGCGUAGAUUGUAUUGUAAAAUUGAGUUUUAAAAAAUGUUUGUGAAUUGUUACCAAGUAUUGUUUUUAUUUAUAUUUAUAUCAUCAUCAUCAUCAUGAUGUAGCUUAACGGGCCUUGGCCCUUGAAGGCCCAAGGUUGCCAUCAUGAGACGGAUUCUAGACAAAUUUAUAUAUUAUAUAUUCUACUCCUCGCGGGAUACCUACUUCUACGUCUAUGAGGGCGUCUUGUGUU